AUGGCUUUUGAGCUCCCGGGCAUCACCGUCGCGUCCAUCCAGUCCGCUGUCCUGGCCGCGACGUCGAAUCUGCUGGCACAGAUCAUCACCGCUUACCGCCAUGAUACACCGCUUGUCAUUGAUUGGGUACCCGUGUUUCAGUUCACGCUGUUCAACUUCCUGAACACGCACCCCAACGUGCUGUGGCAGGAGUUCCUGGAGAGCACCUGGCCGGCGUACCACGCGUCGCCGACGCCGGAGGCGGUGGCGACGGCUUCCAAGGGCGACGACAAGGCGCUGGAGCGGUCGGCGCGCGAGGGCCGGCUGGUGGAGCCCAAGCUCAACAUCGCCAACACGCUGAUCAAGACGCUGCUGGACCAGACCGUUAGCGCCGCCUUCAACACCAUCGUCUUCAGCCUCUUCAUGCACAGCGCCAACCAGGCCAUGGCCCGCCCCCUGGGCACCCCGCUCAGCACCCCGGACCAGAGCGUCAACUUCCUGCUAGCCAAGGGCAGCAUCGACUACAGCAAGGUCGACUGGGCGAGCGUCCAGGCCAAGAGCUACGCCGAGUUCUGGCCCCUGGUCUACGCCGGCUGGAAGCUGUGGCCUUUCGUCAGCCUCGUCAACUUCGCCUUUGUCAAGACCGUCACUGGGCGCAACCUGGUUGGCAGUCUGGCCGGUGUGGGUUGGAACAUCUACUUGAGUCUGUUCGGCGGCCAAUAA
Messenger RNA from Neoarthrinium moseri, 702 nucleotides. RefSeq lists its product as uncharacterized. The record is from RefSeq and is a predicted model, not a curated record. Bases 1 to 702 code for a protein of 233 amino acids. Gene Ontology annotation, cellular component: cytoplasm; membrane. Lineage: Eukaryota; Fungi; Ascomycota; Sordariomycetes; Amphisphaeriales; Apiosporaceae. The transcript has 2 exons.